UGCCGCCGCUGCCCGCCGCGGGAGGGUGCUCCGGCAGCCGCCGCAGGGGCCUCGGGUUCCGCCGCGCCUCUCCAAUCGCGGGGCCGGGGCGGGGCCGGGGCGCGGCGGUGACAUUGCGGGGCGCCGGGCAGGGCCGCGGCAGCGCCAUGGCGGGUCGCGCCGACAGGGUUGUUAGCCUGUUGAGAAGAAAUAUUCCCUCAGUUCUGAGGGUGACUAAAGGAGUGGAUCUGAAGAUAAGCAGAAGGCUUUGCGUUAAGCCCCAUGAAGAAAGUAAACUUGAGGCAAAAAGUCGGUCUACUUUGAGGGUGCCUGGAUACAAGCCAACAGACUGGGAGAGAAGAUUUUUAUUGUGGGCAGGCCACUACAAAAAGCCAGAGGAUAUACCAGAGACUGUCUCGAUUGAAACAAUCAGAGCAGCAAAGACUACAUUGCGGGUGAAGUUCAGCUAUGUAAUGAUUGCCUUGACAAUACUGGGAUGCAUAACCAUGGUGAUUAAAGGGAAGCAGGCUGUAAAAAGGCACGAAACCCUUACAAGCAUGAACUUGGAAAAGAAAGCUCAAUGGAGAGAGGAAGCUACUCAGAGUGCAUCUGCUAAACCUUAGAGGAGGAAACAAAGAGACCAAGGAGUGGGGGAGAAAAGCUGAUGUCCUUUUCAGCCACGUUUUUCAUGUAUGUUAGUUCUGUACCCUCGUGUUCAAGAAUGAAUACAUGAUCCUGCCAUCAUUAAAACCAGAAAUGCCUAUUUUCUUUUCCUAACAA
Messenger RNA from Apus apus (common swift), 759 nucleotides. It is a transcript of the gene FAM162A, whose product is annotated as family with sequence similarity 162 member A. The transcript has 5 exons. Gene Ontology annotation, biological process: neuron apoptotic process; cellular response to hypoxia; positive regulation of release of cytochrome c from mitochondria. NCBI's taxonomy places the organism in Eukaryota, Metazoa, Chordata, Aves, Apodiformes, Apodidae. Gene Ontology annotation, cellular component: mitochondrion. The record is from RefSeq and is a predicted model, not a curated record. The coding region runs from base 147 to 602 and encodes 151 amino acids.